Eurypyga helias (sunbittern) is the source of this 1252-nucleotide messenger RNA. RefSeq names its product RAB8B, member RAS oncogene family (gene RAB8B). Gene Ontology annotation, molecular function: GTP binding; GTPase activity. Gene Ontology annotation, cellular component: synaptic vesicle; plasma membrane; trans-Golgi network transport vesicle. The record is from RefSeq and is a predicted model, not a curated record. The transcript has 7 exons. Gene Ontology annotation, biological process: Golgi vesicle fusion to target membrane; protein secretion; cellular response to insulin stimulus. NCBI's taxonomy places the organism in Eukaryota, Metazoa, Chordata, Aves, Eurypygiformes, Eurypygidae. The annotation marks the transcript as partial.
GAAUCGACUUUAAGAUCAGAACGAUAGAAUUAGAUGGAAAGAAAAUCAAGCUACAAAUAUGGGAUACAGCUGGCCAGGAGAGAUUCCGCACAAUCACAACAGCUUACUACAGAGGAGCCAUGGGAAUUAUGCUGGUGUAUGACAUCACAAAUGAAAAGUCAUUUGACAACAUAAAAAACUGGAUAAGAAACAUAGAGGAGCAUGCCUCUUCAGAUGUAGAAAGAAUGAUCCUGGGUAACAAAUGUGAUAUGAAUGAAAAAAGACAAGUCUCAAAAGAAAAAGGGGAGAAGUUAGCAAUUGAUUAUGGAAUCAAAUUUUUGGAGACGAGUGCAAAAUCCAGCAUAAAUGUGGAAGAGGCCUUUUUCACACUUGCACGGGACAUUAUGACAAAGCUCAACAGAAAAAUGAAUGACAACAGUUCAUCAGGGGCAGGUGGGCCAGUAAAAAUAACAGAAAAUCGAUCUAAGAAGAGCAGCUUCUUUCGAUGCACGCUACUUUGAUGAACUUCUAAUGACAGACUGCAGCACACUUAGAACCUUUUCUGCUUCUUUGAAAGCACAGGGUCACAAAGCCUCAGAAAUAAUACCACCAAGCUGCUGCUGAGAGCUCCAUUGAACGUAGACUGCGAUACACAAAAUACCAAGUGGAUUUUGCUCACUAAGCCUAUUGACCUGUCAGGCUCUUCUUUCUCAGAUAUGGAAGCUAUGAAGUGGAGACACAAAUGCAAGAGUUAACUUGUUUUCCUUUUUUACUUUCUGUUUUAUUGCCUGUUGCAAAAGCUGCUAUGUUUCUUUUAACUUUGCACAUCCAUAUUGGCCUCUUACUGCCUGUUACAGCACAAUCUUACAUUUCUAUUUGCACAGUUUGACUUGUAAGUGAGGUUCUUAACAGAUUUGUGCAGUUUUGGGUUUUUUUUUCCUCUUUUUAAACAAGUUUAUUUUCAAGUGUAAGAGCCAGGGGAAAAACUGUCUCGCUUCCAUUAUUUUCUAUGCUGUAAUCUUGUGGCCGUGACUGCAGUAUGGAUGUUGACACUCUAGUAAUGAGAAUUACUCUAACAAUUGGCAUUUAACAAUUUAUCUGAGUUUUAUCUCUUAGUUGCACAAAUCUGUUAAUGCAGAAGCUGUGGCUUCUAUUCUGAAUGUAGUGCGUUGCUUUUCUUCACCAGACUUAGCAAAGUUGUGUUCUGAAUUGCCAGUCACUGAUUCACAGAUGCACCUUUCAGUUAUUUGAAUAAACACGGUGUCUUUCCUCA